This is a messenger RNA of Aplosporella prunicola CBS 121167, 216 nucleotides long. RefSeq lists its product as uncharacterized. The record is from RefSeq and is a predicted model, not a curated record. Gene Ontology annotation, biological process: transcription initiation at RNA polymerase II promoter; nucleotide-excision repair; transcription by RNA polymerase II. Gene Ontology annotation, cellular component: transcription factor TFIIH core complex; transcription factor TFIIH holo complex. The transcript has 3 exons. NCBI's taxonomy places the organism in Eukaryota, Fungi, Ascomycota, Dothideomycetes, Botryosphaeriales, Aplosporellaceae. The coding region runs from base 1 to 216 and encodes 71 amino acids.
AUGCCCCGUGCUAUGAAAGGCGUGCUUGUCCAGUGCGACGAGUCGAUCAAGACCAUUAUCCUCAAAAUCGAUGCCGAGCGCAACGACUACAUUAUAGAGGACCUAGACGAUGAGACCCUUGUCGUUAAGGCUGACAAGCUGAACGACCUGAAGUGGAGGCUGAAGGAGUUCUUGCGAGACGCCGUCAAAGAGCCCGAGGAGUCUGGUUCAGAGUAG